Molecule: messenger RNA, 519 nt
Organism: Pestalotiopsis fici W106-1
Lineage: Eukaryota; Fungi; Ascomycota; Sordariomycetes; Amphisphaeriales; Sporocadaceae
Exons: 3
Coding region: 1-519 (172 amino acids)
Source: RefSeq, a predicted model, not a curated record
AUGUCGGAGCAGGAAGCCGUGAAGGAGGCCGUGGAGGGCCAGGAGCUGUCGGCCGAGGGCAAGUCCCGGUUCGGAACCAAGGAGAAGCUCAUCAAGGAUCUGACGGCCAAGCUCGAGGAGUCCAAGAACCUGGAGGAGCAGUCGGUCAAGCUGCGCGAACAGGCCGAGGCCCUCGCCGAGGAGAACCCAGAAGAGGCCGAAAAGCUGCGCGCAGAGGCGGGUGAGCUCGAGGCCAAGGCCAAGAAAUUGAUCAAGACGGCUAGGCGGAUGCAAAAUGGGGCCUUUCAGGGCGGCGCUGCAGGAGCAGGCAUUGGGGCCGGUAUAGCUGGCGGUCUUGGAACCGUGGUCGGCAGUCUUGUGGGAGGAAUCGCGGCGAUACCGACGACGGGCUUGGGAAUAUUAAUCGGAGCUGGUACAGGUGCCAUUCAUGGACCCUGGGUCAAGCUCGUAAAAGACACUGUGCAAGAGGAGGAUGAGAAGGCCGAGAAAGGUGAAGACAGCAGCGAUGGAGAAGAGUAA